UUUACUACACGACACGACGCGCAUUACCAGCUCAGCUCGGCUCAGGUCCUCCAACAACAAAACAAACUACUCUGGGCUGGGCUUCUCCCGAUCGAUAUCCCCCGUUCGUCCGUCCGCUCUCCUCCUUCCCAACCGGCAAUCCGCCGAUCCGUCCGACCUCUAGCUUGUACGCUGCCGCUGCCGCCAUGAGCUGGUGGUGGGCGGGCGCCAUAGGCGCAGUGAAGAAGCGGCAGGAAGAGAACGCGGCGGCCACCGAGCCGUCCUUCCAGAGCGUCGCCCUCGUCGUCGGCUCCACGGGCAUCGUCGGCACCUCCCUCCUCGACAUCCUCCCGCUCCAGGACACCCCGGGCGGGCCCUGGAAGGUCUACGCCGUCUCCCGCCGCCCGCUCCCUCCCUGGUCCCCGCCGGCCUCCCCCGCCGUCACCCACCUCCACCUCGACCUCGCCGACUCCGCCGCCGUUGCCGAGGUCCUCACGCCCCUCACCGACAUCACCCACGUCUUCUACGUCGCCUGGUCCGCCCACCCCACGGAGGCCCAGAACCGCGAGGUGAACUCCGCCAUGCUCCGCAACAUCCUCUCCGUCGUCGUCCCCAACUGCCCCGCUCUCGUCCACGUCUGCCUCCAGACCGGCCGCAAGCACUACAUCGGACCAUUCGAGGUCAUCGGCAAGAUCGCCGCCCCGGACCCGCCCUUCACCGAGGACAUGCUCCGCCUCGAUUGCCCCAACUUCUACUACGACCUGGAGGACGUCCUCUUCAACGAGGUCUCCCGCCGCGACGGCGCCGUCAGCUGGUCCGUGCACCGCCCCACCGUCGUCUUCGGAUUCUCUCCCCGAAGCGCCAUGAAUGUCGUCGGCAGCCUGUGCGUUUAUGCCGCCAUCUGCCGCAAGGAGGGCGCUGUGCUGCGAUGGCCUGGAUCCAGGGUCGCCUGGGAGGGAUUCAGUGACGCGUCCGAUGCGGAUCUCAUCGCUGAACACGAGAUCUGGGCCGCCGUUGAGCCAUUCGCCAAGAAUGAGGCAUUUAAUUGCAGCAACGGGGAUCUCUACAAGUGGAAACUUCUCUGGCCGAUGCUGGCAGACCAAUUCGGCGUCGAAUGGUCUGGCUACGAGGGAGAAGAGAGCAGCUUCAAGCUUGCAGAUGCCAUGUCGGGGAAGGAGGCAGUGUGGGCAGAGAUUGUCAAAGAGAAUGAUCUCAUGGACACCGAGCUUGAAGAGAUCACCAAUUGGUGGUUUGUUGAUGCCGUGUUCGGCGUCCGCAGCGAGCAUUUGGAUAGCAUGAACAAGAGCAAGGAACAUGGAUUCCUUGGCUUCCGGAACACGGUGAAUUCCUUCAACACAUGGAUAGAAAAGAUGAAGGUUUUCAAGAUUGUCCCAUGAUGCGUUCAAUUGUUUUUUAUAUUAUUGCACAUCUUGUUUUCUAUGCCAUUCAUCCAAAUUGCUCCCGAAUUUAGUUCCAUUAUAAACAUUGCUUUCAAGGUUACAUGUUGUAAAAUGCUGUAUUCUACAAAAAACUAGAACCGAAUAAAAUUAAUCAAGUGGAGAAUGAAUUUUAUGGAUCAUUAUUUGCUCAUUUA
Oryza sativa Japonica Group (Japanese rice) is the source of this 1573-nucleotide messenger RNA. The record is from RefSeq and is a predicted model, not a curated record. Lineage: Eukaryota; Viridiplantae; Streptophyta; Magnoliopsida; Poales; Poaceae.